Messenger RNA from Lytechinus variegatus (green sea urchin), 1839 nucleotides. RefSeq lists its product as uncharacterized. Gene Ontology annotation, biological process: transmembrane transport. NCBI's taxonomy places the organism in Eukaryota, Metazoa, Echinodermata, Echinoidea, Temnopleuroida, Toxopneustidae. The record is from RefSeq and is a predicted model, not a curated record. The transcript is spliced from 7 exons. Gene Ontology annotation, cellular component: membrane. Gene Ontology annotation, molecular function: transmembrane transporter activity. Bases 49 to 1611 code for a protein of 520 amino acids.
GACGUUUGCUAAUUUACUCCGCAGGCUUGUGAUGAAGCCCGGUUGACGAUGUCACUGUGCGGCGGGAGGUGCGGGAAGAGCAGCGAGGCCGAGGGUAGCAGAAAUUCCAGUGGCCAAGCUUACUACGCUCUCUUUAUUUUUACUAUUUUGACUGCUGUUAAUCAGCUGCACAGAUAUUUGCUGAUAGCUGCCAUCGAACCAAUGUCUAAUGACCUACAAUUUGGAGACAAGAUUUGCACCCCUUUCAACGAGACAUCCAUUGAUAUUUACAUUCAAGAUUAUGACGAUAACAUUACUGCUGAAGAAUUCUGUUUGUAUGAUGAUGGUAUUAGGUGCACCAAUCAAACUAUGUUCCAAAACACCACUCUCUGUGACUGGCUGUACACCGGCACAGGCUCGGAGUAUGAGAUCCUUGCCGGACCUGUCUUCAUCAUCGUUCUUGGCAUUCUCGGCGUUCCAGUCACUGUCCUUGCUGAGAUGGGACGUGUCAAUCGACGGAAUGUUGUCGGGGUGUGUACAAUCUGCUGGAGUCUCACCAUCCUGUGCACGGGUUUCUCUCAAACGUUGGCUGAAAUCUACGUCUGGCGGUUUCUCUUAGGGUUCUUUGAAGCACCUUUCAACCCCUUUUCUAUGACUCUACUUGGGACUUUCUUUGGUCCAGAUCGCCGAGGGCUGGCCAUGGGUGUGGCGGCAAGUGGGGCAUACCUAGGCUACGGCUCAUCAUUUGCUUUCAUCGCAGUCGUCGAUCUUAUAGGAUGGAGGUGGACUUACAUUUCGACCGGCAUAGGGGGCGCUGUGCUCGGUUUUUUAUGCCUUAUCACUGUCAAGAACCCUCAAUCAAAUGUGAAGGAAAAUCUCGGAUCUAGGCAUCUCGGAUCGAUGGACAACGUUCUCAAGGCGCUCGGUGGAGAACCCUGGUCGGUGCUCUUGCCAAUCUUCCUAGCCUUUGCGUGCAAGAUGGGUUACCAGUACACUCUCAGUUACAACCUCAAUAACUACUUUGUGGAGUACUUUCCCUCCUUCCCAACGGAUAUCUUUCUCAGCUGGAUGCUGGCUCUGACUGGGAUACUUGCAUUCAUCCUGGGGGGUUUUCUGAGUGAUAUAGCAGGCAAGCGGGCAGGGGCCCUUGGCAGACUGUGGACUAUCGUUAUCUUAGAGAUGAUCCAAAUACCUCUCUACAUAUUCUUCAUUCUCCUUUCACUGCCAAUCAACAUUAUUCUCGGUGCUCUUGGAAUAACCAUCGGCGAUGGAUGGAACGGCAUCGGUCUUUCCGCCCUAGCUGACAUCGUCUCCCCCGCUCUCAGGACCGUCAUCUUUGCCCUCUUCUUCUGUGUUAUGGAUGUAAUUGGUGGAUGUGUCAUUGUUGCUGUGACGCCACUGACGAGCAUCCUUGGACUGAAGAUCGCCCUCUUGUCGUUAGGGACAGGAAUGCUUGUGGGAGGUACGCUUCUGAUCUUACUGGCAAUUGUAGCCCUGGUGUUGCUCAACCGUCGUAGGGCCAGGAGCUACAGUUUGGAAAGGACAGAGGAAGACGCCCUUUACAAUCGGAGUGUAGGUAAAGCCUCUCAUGAAAAGACACCUUUGAUUUCUGAAGAAAGCACUCCAACAUAGCAUCCAGUGGCUACCAUAUUUACAUAUUCUUAUGCACCAGGAAGAACUAACCUAUUAUUGUGAAGUGCUUAAAAGAUUAUGAAUUGAAUCCUCUGUAUGCUUCUGGAUGACUAAGGAUAUUACUGCCCUGAAUUUCUUCUAGGUCAUGAUUUAGGUUACACUUCGUAAUUCUGAAACACGUAAAUUGCCUAUACCUCGAUGUUCAUUAAUCUGAAAAACGUAAAAGGG